AACCGGAAGAAACACCCGGAAGGUGGUAGCCUAGCUUCUCGAAUCCAGCUGGCCUCGACAAGAUCGACCAAGACAGCACAGGGAUCUUAUAAGAGUGUUGCACAACUGACAACACGGCGUAACGAGGUAUCCAGAUGCAUACUAGAAACAACUAAAGGAAGCCGAAAGAAUGCUAGUUGACUUUAAAUAUCGUACAAGUCAAGGAUACUAAUGCGAAGGUCUUUUCAUUUUGAAUGCCAUUGAAUAAGAGUUUGGGAGAAAGCGCAACUUAUUCAACGAUCAGGAACCCAACUACUAUAAUUCCAAAUUAUAGUAAUCGUAUGUAGCUGCAUAUAAUAGUUAUCAUUCUUGUUUUUUAUUCCUAGCAGUACUGCAGCGUGCAAGGGUAAAACGAACUCAAAACUACGUUAGAACACAGUACGAUCGCAGUUUGUAGAGUCCAACCUUCGCGGGUGGUAAAGUUGAAAACAUACAAACCCACACACUGAUACGAGAACGGUUAGACUGACUAGUGCAUUACUGCUGCAUUUGUGCAUUGUUGUUCAAGUGAUCGGACCAUUCAGAACGUGAGCUGGAUGUUUGUUUACUCUUUGGUGCUAUAUCGAUUAGGUCGCCGAAAGUGAAGAGUAAGAUAUCGUGUGGCCUCGGUAGCGCGUUGUUACUCUUCUAGCAACGAUUUGAAGUGAUGAUUAUGUUAUAAAGACAUUAAGGUUUUAUGUAGUAUAACAUCUUGUACAGUGAACCUGAUCUUACUUUGCCAAUCGAACCUUCAAUGGAAAAGCAGUGUUGUGAAGUGAAAUCGUGCUAAGGAAAAUGAAAAAAGUGGAACAAAGGUGUCGGUUAGUGUGAGCUUAGUUACGUCUUAGUUUUGCCGCUCUUUGCCCGUAUAUCCAAUGCCAGUGCCAAUGAUCUUGCAAUAAUAUACGUACGACAUUUACGAAACAAGUUGAUCACUAGUUAGUGGGUGCAAAUAUUGAAAUAGUUAACAUGAUGUCUGCGUUAAGCCACCAGGUGAACAUGAACAAUUUUCUGUCGCUCCUGGUGGGCGCCUCUUUAGUCGCGGCAAAUUCAUCUCCGAGCCACGAUAUAGCUUCUCUGUCACAGCCAACCGAGUUCAGUAAUGGAGUUUCAUCGUUUGCUUUGCCGGCAGAAGAUCGAAUGGCCAUUGAGAGCUCCACGCUGGCCUAUCUAAACUAUAGCUUUACAGGGCCGGAUGGGCACUUGAUAGAGUUCGGCAGCGAAAGCGCAAAGUAUGGUGAAGGACGAGUUUUGAAUCGAAGUGGACUAUUGGUGCACAUCAGCAACAGUGCUAACCAUUCAGACCAUACCGGAUGUUCGAAGCAAUGGUCCGGUACGCUCGGUGGAACAAUUCCGGAGCGCGAUGCACCCUGGAUUGCACUAGUACGUCGUGGUAGUUGUAAUUUCGAAGACAAGGUUAAACAUGCAUACGAGCGCGGUGCUGCAGGGAUCAUUAUCUAUAAUGAUAAGAAUGAUACAAAGUUGGAAAAAAUGAAGAUCAACGAUAAAGAGCGAAACAUUACUGCAGUCUUCACCACCAAUGCAAUGGGGCGUGAGCUUAUUGAAAUUUUGGAAGUUCAUAGAUCCGUUGUGCAAAUGCGCAUAAUUGAAGGAUCUCGUCAGUUCCGCAACCUAGGAAACAUUAAUCGAACGUCUGUGCUGUUUGUUUCAAUUUCAUUCAUUGUACUAAUGAUAAUUUCCCUGGUUUGGUUAGUAUUUUACUAUGUGCAACGGUUCCGGUAUUUGCAAACCAAAGACAAACAAUCAAAACGACUCUGCAGUGUCGCAAAGCGGAUUAUAGCAAAAAUCCCUACCAAGAGUAUUAAAUCAGAUGACAAGGAAAUCGAUAAUGAUUGCUGUGCCAUCUGCAUCGAACCGUAUAAAGUAACUGAUGUUAUACGUGUUCUGCCGUGCAAGCACGAGUUCCAUAAGGUCUGCAUAGAUCCAUGGCUACUUGAGCAUCGUACCUGCCCAAUGUGCAAAAUGGACAUUCUGAAGCAUUAUGGCUUUGUGUUUACGGGUAGUCAAGAAAGUAUUCUUCAACUAGACAUGGACAUGGAAGAAGGAGAUCUUAUUGACGACAGAAGCAGCACGGAUGGAGGAUAUCAAAGACGUAACAGUGUCAGUCCUUUACCUCAAAUAAGAGCCUCGAAUGAAAAUCAGAUAUCACGCAGUUCUUCUGAUUCAGAUUCCGAACAAGAACAGUCAUCGCCUGGUCGACGUUCGGCUCAAGCACGAAUUAAGCGUGAUAGCCAACAAAAUCAUGAUGAGAUGAUACCGCAGGACGGCGACAUUUGUGUAGGCUGUCUUGCAGCAGCGUUAAACAGGAAACAGAAAAACAAUGAUACCUGUGCUAUUACAGACGAUGUGGACAGUGAUUCUUACGCCGCUGAGACAAACGGUUCCAAAAGUCUACCAGCAACACUAAAAAAAUACAAGGGUAACCAUUCAACCGGAUCUUGUCGCGGUAUGAAUCCUCCAGACCAUUAUCAUCCGUAUCCUCAUAGUAACAACCGUGGCAGCAAAGAUUACCAGACUCAAGAUUCGCAACAAUCCGCUCGUGAUGAUGCAAACGCGCCACAUUCAUCGAAAAUUUCAUUCAAGUUUUAUAAAACUGAUCGCGGUCAGCCACGUAAAACACGAACACCGCUCCGCAACUUAAUUCCUCAAUCGAUUUCAGCACCCUGUGAUACUGACAGCUCGUUGCGCGUAUGCAUCCAUAGCAGCCCAGAGCAGCUUUCAAAAGAGGCUUCUACAUCCAAGUUGGAUGCAAUGGAAUCCAACACACAAAUAGAGGACGUACCUCAAGUGCAUAUAAGUCUACAUCCGGUCAAUGUCAAGCGACGUUGCUCGCUGUCACGCAAUUCAUCUUGUUCAUCAGGUGGUCGCAAGGACAUUGUAACAAGCGAAGAUCUGAAAAUGGCAAUGGAUUACUCCAAUGAAGAGGAUGUUUCAGAUGAAACGGAGCCAAACAGUGAUAAUGAUCUGAUAGUUAGACGAUCGGAGCGGGGUAGCGAAAAAGAAACUCGGAAAAAGUGAUUAAAUCGAUGGUAUCGUUUAAAACCAUCGGGUAAUUCAUGGCACGAUGAUAGAUAAUGAUCGCUUUUCUGCUACCACCCAAGAAACACGGUUGAUGACGAAUCGAAACACAUAAUGUGAUAGAGUGAGACUGUACAGGCGAGACAUAUGUGAGUCAGUUUCCGUUAGAUAAAGCAUGUGUUUGUACGGACUUUUCCCGCAAUGGGAAUGGGUUUCUGCAUUGAUGUAGGUGGACUUAUUACGAUAAAUAAUCCCUCCUUUGGAAUCCUCCUACGAAACCAGCAGAGCUUUCAGCUUAGACAGUAGUUCUUGAACACUUUCAAUAAUAAUUCUAGCAAACAAGCAACCUAAAGGAAACAUUUGUAGGGCACGUAAUAUUUUAACCCCGUUCUUUGAUAGAAUACCAAACCACUACAAUGGCGUUUCGCGUUGUUGUUCAGCAAUGACGAAAUUUAAAUAGUAUAGAUAAUUCUAGUGAAAUGUUUCUAGCAAUAUCGUGCAGUCACUAAAUCUUGGUAUUCCACUACAAUGCAAUGAAUCAGAAACUAUUCCACAGUAAAAAAAAACGUUUUCCGAAUUAAAGUCCUACGCAAAUUGAAUGAUAGAUACUAGUUUUUUUUAUUAGAUAGGAGGAAUAUAGCAGUUACUCAUUUUGCAAUUUAAACUCUUAAACUACAUAAGAACUAUUUCAAAAAGGAAGAAAAGCGCUUUAUCGUUUGAUGGUGUAUGAUUGGCUGUAAGGAUUUGUUUUAUUCAAACACGCAAUACGCUUAGAUAUGCUCAUGUAUGAUUGAAAACAAUGUUUGAAAACACGGAAUGCAUAAGCUAAAUUAAUGAAGGUAGCAACUACCAAGAUAAUGAAUGGCUUAACAUGACUUUGUCAAUUUAUUCGACUAAGAAAACAAUAGCCAACAUCCGCAACUAGACAUUUGGCUUUAAAAUUGAGCUAGAAAUAGUGUGCUGAUAGGACAUUGAAAUAAAAUAACUUAAACUACAAAAAGAAGCCAACCAUUGUUGUGGGCGUACUAUUUUUUUUUUAUUUGUCAGAUUGUUUAAAUGACUUACCUUUGUAACGUUCAGCUUUGCGUUUCAAAAAUUAAUGUUACGUAUCGGAACGAACACGAACGCAGACAAGUGACAUAUUUUUGUUUUGUAACGUUGAAAAUUCGUAGAGGGGCGUUAGCAUUCGUCUCGCAAAUAAUAAAUAAACAAUAAUUAAAACAACA
Molecule: messenger RNA, 4283 nt
Organism: Anopheles merus
Lineage: Eukaryota; Metazoa; Arthropoda; Insecta; Diptera; Culicidae
Product: protein goliath-like
Exons: 10
Coding region: 988-3057 (689 amino acids)
Source: RefSeq, a predicted model, not a curated record